Messenger RNA from Chilo suppressalis (striped riceborer), 3624 nucleotides. The record is from the annotation of a GenBank genome assembly. NCBI's taxonomy places the organism in Eukaryota, Metazoa, Arthropoda, Insecta, Lepidoptera, Crambidae.
AUUAAGUACCUACUUUGGAUAAGGAGUGCCAUCGGGUCCUGGGCAGUCAUUGCUUUGGAGAGCAUCUCCCCAGGCAUAUUUUAAUCUUGGGCCGCAGUCUGCUGCUAUGCAAAAAGUCAACAGCACCUAGUAAACGUAAACUGAUAAACUUCUUAAACACAUUUUUAUAAAUUAAGCCGUAAUAAUAAUUGAACUAAUAAUAUUUAUUGAAUAGUGCGACACAGUUUUAUAUGCGAAAUUUUGUCCGAAUGUGAAGAUGAUACAUUCGCGUAAGUGGAAGGGCGUGCGGUCGACGCACUGCCCGCUCAGACAACAAGUGGUGUUUCAUUAUAACGGGAGUUUAGCCGAGAGUCCUCAGUACCGGCGGGCGACCGGCGGCAGUCGGCGUGAUAAGUUUUGAACUCUCAAAACUCAAUGUUGAAACAACUCCAUCUAUCUGAACUUGGUUAAAACACUAUUGUAAGUCACGUAAACAACAAUGCCUUGAGUUCACUACGUUAUGAAAACGAAAAAACAAGCAACUGAUAGGUAUUUAUUUUUAUCAUAGUGAAGUGAAUUGUAGUUAUUAAUGGGAUCUAUCCUUUUAUUGAGAAAUUGAUCUAAUUGACUGUCUCCAUUUUAUAAAAAUCUAUGACGUCUAUGAUGUUGGUUAAAGUGUGGGUGUGGAGAUGACAUUUUCUAUGACAGCUGAGACAUUUGACAAUCCAUCCAUCAUGGCCGCUUGGACAGUUGACAGCAGGUUCUCAGCUGAUCAAAAUUUAAAUUAUAAUGAUAAUGAUAAUCUUGUUGAAGAAGGUCUUGGUAUAAGUAAAAUUAAUUUAAAUUGUGAAGAUUUGGAUAAAGAUUUAAGUUUGUUCAGUGUUUCUUUCAACGAAACGCUGGUCCGGCAAAAUGUGAGUCUGGAAACCAAUACAAUAACCAACGAUGCAGUGACCAAAAGAAAUGACGAACUGUUAUAUCACAAUGAACCUUCAUCAAAUAUGCCAAAAAACAAUGUGGAUAUAUCUAAGAACAUGGAUAAAAGCAAAAGGGCAUCAGAUGACAAUAAUGCGAGAUACAAAUGCGAAUAUGAAGGCUGUGAACGUACAUACAGCACAGUUGGCAAUCUGCGUACUCACAUGAAAACACACAAAGGGGAAUACAGGUUUAAAUGUCCUAUUCAAAUGUGCAAUAAAGCUUUUCUCACUUCAUACAGUUUGAAAAUACAUGUACGAGCACACACAAAGACAAAACCAUUCGCUUGCACCAUAGGAAACUGCAAGAAAGCCUUUAAUACACUUUACAGACUCAGGGCACACCAAAGACUCCAUAGCGGGGAUACAUUUAACUGUCAAGCUGACGGUUGUACAAAAUUCUUUACGACACUUAGCGAUUUGAAAAAGCAUGUUCGCACACAUACACAAGAAAGACCUUACAAAUGCGUAACAGACGGCUGUGGGAAGUCAUUCACGGCGUCGCACCACCUGAAGGCGCAUUCCCGCACCCACUCCGGCUCGCGGCCGCACGCGUGCGUGGAGCCCGGCUGCGGCAAACAGUUCUCUACUACCACCAGCCUCAAGACCCACGCCAAGAGACAUCAGGUCGAAACGGAGCCCCACAUUACCGAACUCCAGCCAGCCAAACCCACGACCGAUUUGAUGAACUGGGAUGGGCUCUUGGAAUCAUUCGGUAAAAUCACCACAGAAUGUAGCUCCACAAACGAGAGCUUAAACAAUAUCACGAGGGUAGAUCCUGUCAAUAACACAAACAGCAAUGUAGAUAUUACCGAACUUCUAUUUUAUAACCCUACUAACUUAACGAAACCAAUCGACUACGAUUUAACGAAUAUCGGGGUGUCUCCUUAUGAGGUCGAGAAAAAGAAAGAGAAUUGGAUCGAUGCAUGCGGCUUAGAUCCAAUCGUAACAACUUUACCUCCGUCAAUUGACGUUGUUACACCAUUAACGAACGCGAUAGAAAACGCUACGCCAUUACCUGUGCCAAUUGAAACGAAUACUAAAAUUGACGGCAAAUCUAAAGCCAUGCAACUUGCGUUAGCCAACGAAAUUGAGGUACAAGCUCCUUGGGUCGAUGUGAGUGCUUUGGCUGCUUCUAUAUCAGAAACUCCAGUAAGCAUCAAAGAGGAGACGCCUGAAAGCAUUUUCACUCUUGCCACUUUCGUUCCUACUCAUAUGCAAAGUUAUAUAGAUUUAAACACUGAAGCAGCGCCCACAGCCAAUGUUAUAACUCAAGAAUCUUUCGAAUUGGACACUCCGAGCAUACUGGACGUCGGUGAUAAAGUGUUUAACGAUAGUGAGCUUGUUACCAACUUGGAAGUGAAUAAACUCGACUCUGACAUUGAUAACUUCCUCAAAGACUCAGUUGAAGAUAGAUCGCUCAAUACUCCGCCACCGUCAAAAGUGCAACAGAAUAUCGAAAUAAAUCCAGCGAAUUCGGUUUUGUUUAACACAGAUCUUGACUUGGAAGAUACACUAUUGUUCGACAACGAACCACCUUCAGAUAUGUAUGUGGUGAGGACGGAAAACAUAUUCGGGAAAGAGAUCGCUAAAAGAAACGCAUUGGAACAAUUAGCGGCAGACGCUGGAAUAUGUUCGUGUAAAAAGUGCGAGUGUGAUCCUUCAAAGGGUGAAUGUUGCAAUAACGAUGAACCUAAGAAAAGUCAGGGUUGUACGGAAGACAAAUGCUCGUGUGUCGAUUGCAAAUGCGAUCACGCCGCUAUGAAAUGCGCCGUAGGCUGCGGUCGAGCAACUGACACUAAUCACAAUACGUUUUUGCACUAUCAUAAACGGCACGUUAAUUACAGUUUGGAGGAAUUAGGAGUUUUUACCCUACACGAAUGCGAGGACUCAGCUCCUUCGCCAGCUCAUGAAAUAAUCGACACUUUAAAGUGUUCUUGUUCGAGUGGAUCAACGCAAUGUAACAGUGAUUGGGAGAAAGGCAGUUCACUUAAAAGUUCCGAUUCGUGUUGCGGUAAAGAUGGUGAAAACUCCAAAGAAAAGUCCUGCUGUGUCACCAUAUGUUUCAAGAAAGUGGAUGCAUUCAAACAGUUUCUGAACGAUAACGAUCUGUUGCACGCUCUGAAAGCCCACAAUUUCAACCUAUCGACGAGUCUAUAAUCGCUUGUAGUCGCUUUAAAAAUCCGCUGCAUUUAAUAUUGUACAAAAGCAUUGUUCCUUGCAUUGAAGUAUCGCUACUAGGUCGCAAAUGUGAAAUCGGUAUGUUUUUUUAAUUUCUCUAUUCGUAUACAUUUUAUUAUCCAUUUUUUAAAUACUUAAUUGCCAAUGAAAAUAAAAUGAGAGUAUAUUAUAACUUCACUACCAAUCAAAACUUCAUUUGACCUUUCUAAUAACAGUUAGGUAGAUAUUUUAUAAGAAUUAUAACACAAUAUGUAUAUUAUAUGGAUAAAAAAUAAUGUGGACAAAUUCCGGAUUAUAUUUACGUGAGAAAAUAUGGCUCUGACAUUCUAAGGUCAAAAUAAAAGAUAUUGUUAUAAGACGUGUUGAAGUUAUACAAACGACCCCGAUAUAAGUACGCACUACGUAGUUAUAAGAAUGUUUUUGCAUUUGUUAUAGCGAAUAUUGCUAAAUAAAUCUUGCCCAAUAAAAUCUUAGUAAUAAAAUACCUAUA